GCGGGGCGGCGGCCGAGCUCAGCGCGGGCCCGCGGGCCUCCAUGUGCGUGCCGGCAGCGGCGGACGCGCUGACCGCCGGCGCCCCGCACCCUCGAGGGCGGCCGGGCGGCGGCGGCGGCCGGAGCAGGCCCGGGUGGGCGUAAGCGCCGGGAGCGCUGCCUGCAUGCGCGCAGCUCCAGCCCGCGGCGGCCACUGCGGCGGCAGCGCCGGCAGCGGCGGAGCAGGGGCGGCCGCGCGCGGAGAGGAGCGCGGAGCCCGGAGGCGCCCCGCGUCCCUGCAGGACCGUUGUGACUGCCCAGCGCCCGCGCGCCCCGCCGCCAGGGGACCGGACUUUUGAAUCUCCCGGCUUGGGGCACCGGGCAACGCUUGGUAUUUUCGAACUCAUCUCGCGGAUUGGAACAGCUCCGCUCCGAGCGCGGCCGGCGGCUUGCAGGAUCCCAGCCCUGGCCGCGGCCCCUGCGCCCGCCCUUGGAAGACCCGGCGGGGUGGCGGCGCGGGCCGGCCGCGGGGGUCCCCUGGUGCGCCGCCGGCGGGCAGAGGGCUGAUCGGAGGGUCCCCGGAGAAACGAUCUGGGAUUUGUCCUGAACAGCAUGGAGGAGAAUGACUCCAAGCCUAACGACGCGGCGGCGGCGGCGGAGGGGCAGUGGCAGCCGGAAUCCAGCCCGGGUGGCGGUUCGGGCGGCGGCGGCGGCGGCAGCCCUGGCGAGGCAGACACGGGACGCCGGCGGGCACUGGCGCUGCCAGCGGUCCUGCAGGUGCCAGGCAACCACCAGCACCCUCACCGCAUCACCAACUUCUUCAUCGACAACAUCCUGCGGCCCGAGUUCGGCCGGAGAAAGGACGCGGGGACCUGCUGUGCCGGCGCGGGCGGAGGAAGGGGCGCUGGAGGCGGCGGCGAAGGCGGCGCGGACCGAGGCGGCGGCGCGGGCGGCGCGGACCCGCUGCCGGGGUCUGCCCGGGAGCCCCGGCCGAGGGCGCCCUGCACGCCGGGGGCCGGCGGGCCGCUGCCGGGCGGCGGCAGCGAGUCUCCGGGCGAAGGGGAAGGAGGCUCCAAGGCGCUCUCGCUGCAGGGCGACGCGAAGAAAGGCGGCGACCCCGGCGGCCCCCUGGACGGGGCGCUCAAGGCGCGCGGCUUGGGAGGCGGCGACCUGUCCUUGAGCUCAGACUCGGACAGCUCGCAGGCGGGCGCCGCGCUGGGCGCGCAGCCCAUGCUCUGGCCGGCCUGGGUCUACUGCACGCGGUACUCCGACCGGCCUUCUUCAGGCCCCAGGUCCCGAAAACCAAAGAAGAAGAACCCCAACAAAGAGGACAAGCGGCCACGCACAGCCUUCACCGCAGAGCAGCUGCAGAGGCUCAAGGCCGAGUUCCAGACCAACAGGUACCUGACAGAGCAGCGGCGCCAGAGCCUGGCCCAGGAGCUGGGCCUCAACGAGUCGCAGAUCAAGAUCUGGUUCCAGAACAAGCGCGCCAAGAUCAAGAAGGCCACGGGGAACAAGAACACGCUGGCGGUGCACCUGAUGGCGCAGGGCCUGUACAACCACUCCACUGCCGCCAAGGAGGGCAAGUCCGACAGCGAGUAGCGCCCGGAGUAGCGCCUCUUCUCCCUGCGUCUCUGCGCGAAACAAUGCAAUAAUUUAAAGCUAUCAAAAAGGGCAAGUGUACAAAAAUUAUACCAGCAUUCCUAGUGAAAAGGUCGUGUGUUAGCUAUGGUUCUGCAAUAUUCUAUGUGUAUAUAAUUUACAGGUGAUGUAAAAUCCAAAAUAUCUGACUAUGAAAUAUUUUUUUUAUUUUUGUGUUUGAGAUUAUGCUAAUUUUAUGAUUUUAUUUUUUUGCAAAGGGGGCUGCUUAGGGUUUCAUCUUUUUUUUUUAAUCCCCUAAGUUCCUUAUGGGACGCUUUUUUAUUUUAAAAGAAAAAAAUUAAACAACUUGCUGAAGUCCAAAGAUUUUUAUUGCUGCAUUUCACACGACUGUGAACCGAAUAAAUAGCUCCUACUUGGUCUAUGAGUUCUGCCACUUUGUUUGUAUGGUCCGUGCCAUGGGCAGCAGGAGGGCCGCGCCCCAGCCUCGGCCAGGCCCUUUGGGGAAGAGUGGCCAUGCCUCUUGCCAGGCCUGUGCUAGGCAUGGGCCCACAGUGGUUUUCAGUCUCAAAACACUCCGCUCCAUCCCUCCUCCUGCCUUCUCUCCCUGCCCCAGGCCCGGGAGUGCUUGUCUGAAUCUGUAUUUGUGUUGCUGUCCCCUGUCCCUCCGACACAGCUAGUGCCAACUCUCCGCCUCAGCACCAGGGCUUCGAGCAGAGGGAUGACUCUCCUCCAGCCCAAGCUCAGGCUCCUGCUGCCCCUCCAGCCCCUCAGAUGCUUGUCAGGCCCCGGAAGUGAGGGAGGCCCAUCACCGACAGGCAGGCAGGAGGCUCCUGAUGAGGUGGCCUUUUCUUGCGUUUUUUCUUUUUUGUGCCCUUUUUUUAUAAGUGGCCACUUCUGCUACAGAGAGUGUUCAAGGUGUGUACAUAUGUAUGUAGGCGUGUACACACACAGACAGGUGUGUAUGAGCCCCCAGUUCUGGGACACGUGGCUACCUUGACUUUUAAAGGUUCUCUGCGUCCUCAGGGAUCCAGAGGAAGGACGAACGAACAUGUGUAAAUAACCAUUUCUUAUCACUUUGUCUUUUGUUUUUAAAUAUACAUUUUAUUUUUUGAAGGUGUGGUACAGUGUAAAUUAAAUAUAUUCAAUAUAUCCUUGCCACGUACAUAUAUAUAUAUAAACAAACACAUUAUCUUUCUAUGUAACACCACACUGUCUUCUGUUUAGUGUACAGAAAAGAACCACGUCCCAGUGUCCCCGAAGCUGCGGGGCGCCCUGACCACACAGGCCUUACGGGCCUGGGGACGGAGGCGACUUUCUCUCUUUGCCUUAAAGCUCUUCAUUUUCCUUUGAUAACACUUUCACUCUGUACAUAGUAGUGUAAGCCUUUUGAAAAAGGAACUAUAAAGACAAAACGUUGUAAUUUAACAUCCUGUGAAUAACCAUCUGCUGCUUAGGAAACUCAAUGAAAUGAUAUGCCUUUUUCACAGGAAGCAAGGUUUUCUUUCUGUUUUCUUUUUUAGUUUGUAAAAAUGUGCAUUUUACAGUUCCAGUAUCAAAUAUUUAUAAUCUUAUGAGAAAUGAAUGUUUCUAUCUCCCAACUGUGGUCAUCCAAAUUGUGAACAUUCCCUCUGCAUUUUUGUGUGUUUAAAAUCUUGAAAGUUAAUUAAAUAAAAAUAACCCCAAUUUAUUGUAA
This is a messenger RNA of Pipistrellus kuhlii (Kuhl's pipistrelle), 3273 nucleotides long. RefSeq names its product engrailed homeobox 2 (gene EN2). The record is from RefSeq and is a predicted model, not a curated record. Gene Ontology annotation, molecular function: RNA polymerase II cis-regulatory region sequence-specific DNA binding; DNA-binding transcription factor activity, RNA polymerase II-specific. Gene Ontology annotation, cellular component: nucleus. The transcript is spliced from 2 exons. NCBI's taxonomy places the organism in Eukaryota, Metazoa, Chordata, Mammalia, Chiroptera, Vespertilionidae. Gene Ontology annotation, biological process: multicellular organism development; neuron differentiation; regulation of transcription by RNA polymerase II. Bases 591 to 1580 code for a protein of 329 amino acids.